AGCAAAUAGUGGACAGAGAUGAAGACCCUUCUUAUAGUAACAUGUGUGCUGAGUAUAAACCUAGUAUUGGGUCAAGAAAUCUGUCCCAGCGGAUUUGUGUACUGGGAUAAGACUGGUUAUUGUUAUAGAUACUUUUCGAAUCUGUUAACUUUCAAUGAUGCUGAUUCUUACUGUGGAACCCUUGCGGCAGCGUGUUCUUUGGCGUCAAUUCAUUCUCUAUCAGAAGAUGGUUUUAUUCGCGAUGUAGUGGUUGGCAUGAGUAACUAUUACUGGAUUGGACUUAAUGACAUAGGUUGGAAUGGAGAUUUUGUUUGGACGGAUCAUAGUUCUUUCGUUUGGUCUAAUUGGGGAUGUGGUGAGCCUAACAAUACCAAUCAGGAAGAUUGCACUCAUGCUAAUUUCGGUUUAUCACACCGAUGGAAUGACGAAAACUGCAGCGUCAGAUUGUCAUUUGUUUGUAAAGUUUUAGCAAACUAAACAACAAUAAAGUUCAUAUAAAAGAGCGACAGAAAAACACAUGCUAUCUGGGAACGAUCGGUACAUCAUAUUAUACAGCAAUAAGCAGACUUAGUAUAUUUAAUUCAUAAAACCAUGUUCGGUAUUCACAUAUGCUACUAGUUGUAUGCUUUGAUACAUUGAAUAAAGACUUUCGCUCAAUUUA
This is a messenger RNA of Saccoglossus kowalevskii, 661 nucleotides long. RefSeq names its product alpha-N-acetylgalactosamine-specific lectin-like. NCBI's taxonomy places the organism in Eukaryota, Metazoa, Hemichordata, Enteropneusta, Harrimaniidae. The record is from RefSeq and is a predicted model, not a curated record.